Molecule: messenger RNA, 3382 nt
Organism: Nymphaea colorata (pocket water lily)
Lineage: Eukaryota; Viridiplantae; Streptophyta; Magnoliopsida; Nymphaeales; Nymphaeaceae
Exons: 2
Coding region: 2167-3240 (357 amino acids)
Source: RefSeq, a predicted model, not a curated record
CUUACGAUGAGAUUGACACUCUCGAGUCUUAAUUGCUUUGUGGUUCAUGAAAUAUCCCUUUUCAGUGUGGGAAGAUAACCUUGUAUUGGCAUCUGCAUAUUUCUGGACUAUCAGUAUUGUAUUCCUGCUGAACUAUUGUUUUAUUGGAAGGAUUCCCAAAUGGAUCUUAUUAUAAAGUAGAAAAGAAAUGUGACCUUCACAUUUCACAUGUAGUAUUUAGUGAUGCUGAAGGUCUAAGGUUAUAUGGCAUCAGUUAAUCAGGGCACAGUCCCUCUUUUGGUAUUUUACUUUUGAGUCCGUUUAGUGAUUCUGAAGUUCUGAAACAGGACAUUUGUUAUUUGCUGGUCAUGGGCUAAUGCUUGUUGCAGUCUAUACGGUUUUCACUUUCUUGCCAACAGGAAUGCUUCAACCACCUGGCUAGGUUGGUCGACUUUAGAGGGCCAUUGGAUGCCACUACUAAAACUUGGUUUUGUAAAGACUAGGCUUAGCUUGGUUUUUGAGUUGUAUAUACUUGAACAAUGCCUGUCUUCCACUAAACUUUUCUAUUUUUGGUAAAAUGCUGUCCCAAGUCACUUUUUCCAAGAUCAGAUUUUUAUACAAAACCUUGUUGUGGUCAAUAUGGUUGAUAUAAAAUCCUGGUUUUGGUUAAAUUUUGUUGUCACACAAACAAGUGUAAAAACUCAUUUUUAUGGUUGUAGCAGUAUUUUUCAUCUGCAACCAAGUUCAGUCUGCUUGAGUUUCACUGAGGCAGGCCCUACGACCUUCAAGUUGGUGGAGAUUAAGAGUCCAAUUCUUUGGUGCAUCUCUUGUUAUAAAACUGCAGAGCUGCUUAAUCCCAGUUGGGCAUAAAAAAGAAACAAAAGAAAAAAAUGCCUGCACUUAAUCAUAAUUGAAGAAAAAAUACAUAAACUAGGAUAUUGGUGCAAUAUAUAGUUGAGUAUCAGGGUUGCCAUGUGUCCAAAUUUUAUAUACUAUUUAGUUUGAUUUAAUCAAGAGACUCUGUGUUAUUUUAUUUCCAAAUUUUGCUUGAGCUUUUGUGCAACUUGUAUAUUUCCAAAGUCUGCUUUUUCAUACCUUUUAUGAAUGCCGUUACAGCCGCAGUCUUAGAGAGAGAACAAUCAUCUAAUUAGUUAACCCUAUUCUCAAUAAUAAAGAGAUUAGGGCAGUGGUAGAGACUUACAAAUAGCAUCUAAUCAGGCUCAGUUUGUUACAGCAUUUAGAUGCUUGUUACACUAGGCUUGUUACAACAUUUAGAGAAUGCAGAGAUAGGUAGAGGUUUAGUAAACACAUCGGCAACUUGAUCUUUGGUGAAACGUGGAUGGUAGAGAUGUUAUUGGACUGCACCAUAGCUUUGAUGUAGUGGCAGUCAACUUCUAUAUGUUUAGUCCUUUCAUGAAAGACCAUAUUAUUUGCAAUAUAGGUGGCUGCCUUAUUAUCACAUAACAUCUUCAUUAGAAGGGGGACUUGAACACCUAAACUAGUAAGCAUGGUCUUUAUCAUUGUUAGAAUAUGUUGUUAUGGGAACCGGGUCCAUAUCUGGACCCGGUUCUAUGGGGCGCGGGUACCGAGGCGGGCUCGGUACCCUAGGCGGCUUCUCCUCUCUCCCUCUUUAUAUUGUCACUUGUGUUUAGUGUUGAAUUAAGUGAAAUAUAAUUUUCUCUCUCCUAGGGUUGCAGUGAGCCCCUAGGUCAGAGCUUCCCCGUGGUUUUUCACCUCUUUCCGAAGUUUUCCACGUAUAUUGUGUGUUCGUUCUCUACUCUCUCUUUGUGGUUCGUGUUUCUACAUGGUAUCAGAGCCACCGAAGUUGGAGAAGCGUUUUUUCCAAGGAUCGUCAAGUUUUUCCGUCGCCCGACGCCGUUGAAGUUCCGGCGCCGCUGCUGCCCGUUGCUGUGUCGUCGCCCUGCUGUGUCGUCGCCCUGCUCUGCCGCCGCCGUCCUGUGUUCCGCCGCCGCCGUCCUCUGUGCCGCCGCCGUCCUCUGUUCCACCGUCUUCUGUUGCGCCUCCGCUGUCCUCCGUUCGGCCCGUUCUUGGUUUCUGCCACCGUGGGUGGCCUCUGUGUUGCGCCGUCGCCUACCUUCCGUCGCCGCUGCCUCAUUCCCGCCGCCGUCGCCGCUGCCUCCUUCCCGUCCCGCCGCUGUGCCUCUUGUUGCUGUGUGCUUGUUUGUGAUGGCAGAAGCGAUGGGGACUCAAAAAGACGCCGUUCUUGACGCGGGCAACGCCUCCAAGACUGAGAACGUGCCGAUCCAGGUCACCUCCAUCCGUCUGACCAAGGACAAUUACCUAUCUUGGUCUGCCGCCCUCGAGAUUGGGAUUACUAGCCGUGGGCGUCUCUCUUACAUCACUGGUGACAAACCUGCGCCCAUCAAAUCUGAUCCUCAAUGGGCGACGUGGGCGUUGGAGGACAGCCAAGUGAAGGUGUGGAUUAUCAGCUCCGUGUCCUCCGAUAUCCAGCCCCUCAUUCUGCGGAAGCCGACCUCUUUUGAUAUGUGGACUGUGCUUGCAAAGAUGUAUGGUCGCAAGAAGAGACAUCUGCGCACCUAUCAGAUUAAACGCAGUAUUUACUCCCUGACACAGGGUGAUUUGUCUGUUGCUGCCUUCUAUGCUGCCCUGAAGACCAAAUGGGAGGAGCUAGAUUAUCAUGUGACUGAUGAGUGGACGUGCGGUUCAGAUCAUUCCCUCUACUGGGAAAAGGAAUGGAUGGACCGUACGUUUCUGUUUCUGGGAGGCCUGAGGGAUGAAUUUGAGUCUAUUCGUAGCCAGAUUCUUAAUGGUGAUGAGAUUCCGGGGAUAGAGGAAGUCUAUGCUCGUGUUGAGUCUGAAGAACAACGUCGCCAGGUGAUGCAUCUUGACCCCGGUCAUGGCCCUUCUGCCUUUGUCAACCGUGCCUCAGGGACUGGGCAGCGUCCUGCCCGGCAUUGCACUCAUUGCAACAAGUUGGGGCAUUCGGUGGAUUUCUGUUGGGAUCUUCAUCCCGAGAAGAGACUGGUUAGAGGUCGUCCUCCCUCUGGCAAGCGUAGCCCUUCUGUGUCUGAUUCCAGUCAGAGCAAUUCUUCUAGUGGUGCAAAGUCCAAGCUGUCCCCUGCUCAACUCAAGGAGCUACAGGCGUACAUUAGCCGCCUAUCUACUACCCCUGAGGAGUCCUCCACGUCUGAAGGGGCUCAGCUAGCCCAAGCCCUCGUUGCCUCGACUAAUCAAGGACUUGGUGACGGGGAAGAAGAUUGGGAUUGGUUCGGUUACUGAUGGGCUCUACAGGCUGCCGGUACAAGUUGCUUCAGCAUUGAUUUCUGCCACGAGUGGUCACUUGUCUGGUGUGAACGAUAGAUCUACUGUUCUGCGAUGGCACGAGCGUCUUGGACAUCUCCCCUUCCAGUUAAUAAAGAAG